UUCACUCUGAACAAUGAACAACACUACACAGGACAACUGCCUUAAUGUCCCAACCAGCAACAACACUGACUUCAGCAACAUUUUUAUGUUGGUUCCCCUCCAUGGCGCUGUCGAUUUUGGUGAAGAUGCGUUCAUCAAGUUUGUGGUGACGUGCAUAAUCAUUUGUCUCGGCCUUCCUUUGACCCUCGGGGCCAUCUAUGGUCUCUAUUCUCUGGUGAGAAAUGGUGAAGUUGCUCCGAUCUACGUCAUCAACCUUCUCAUCUCUGACCUCAUUCAGUUCUGCUGCAUGAUACUUGAGGUGGCACAGCCUAAGAACCUGUACGUGUUCUGUUAUGAGUACUGGGAGAUAUAUGAGGUCUUCAUCUAUAUUUACGACUACAGUCUGUUGGCCAGUGUUGGCUUCAUGGUGGUCAUCGCUCUGGAAAGGUAUUUGGUCAUCGUCCACCCACUGUGGUACCGCUGCAGACGAACCAUCAAGACCUCUGUGCUGAUCUGUGUCCUGGUCUGGAUCCUUCCUGUUGUCUUUGUCCUCAUUCACCGCUUCAGUGGUAUAACGGUCUCCUUAGGCAUUUACAUCAUCUUUCAGCUCCUUCCUCUUCUGCUGAUCAUAUUCUUCCUGAUUGCGACCCUCAAAGCCCUGUAUGCUACCGUCUCUGUCCCAGCUGACGAAAAACGAUAUAUUGCAGGAGUGUUGAUCCUGGUGCUGCUGAUUUACACGCUGCUGUUCCUGCCCAACUUAAUUCUGUUAGUGUACUGGUACGAUUUAAUCUUAAACCCAAAUGCAGGCAUCAUCCCACAUCUUCACCGUCUCUUAGACGUGGCUCCUGUGUUUCUUAAGUUGAGUCCUCUGGCAGACUUAGCUCUAUAUAUGUUGAUGAGGAAAGGGACCAUAAGCCAGCUUUCUGCCUGUGUGUGUCGCUGCAGAACAGACAGCAAUGAAAUCAGAUCUGUAACUGUGACUUAUGUCAACAUACAGCCCUUCUGGAAGUUUGCAUGGCGAGGAUUGAUCACGGAUGAGUUUGAUACCAUCAGAACAACAGAACAACAGACCAGCAAAUCAUCAUACCAACAGACCAACCAACAGACCAACCAACAGACCAGCAGACCAACCAAAAGACCAGCAGACCAACCAACAGACCAACCAGCAGACCAGCAGACCAACCAACAGACCAACCAACAAACCAACCAACCAACAGACCAGCAGACCAACCAACAAACCAACCAGCAGACCAACCAGCAGACCAACCAACAGACCAACCAACAGAACAACCAACAGACCAACCAACAGACCAGCAGACCAACCAAAAGACCAGCAGACCAACCAACAGACCAGCAGACCAACCAACAGACCAACCAGCAGACCAGCAGACCAGCAGACCAACCAACAGACCAACCAACAAACCAACCAGCAGACCAACCAACAGACCAACCAACAGACCAGCAGACCAACCAACAGACCAACCAACAGACCAGCAGACCAACCAACAGACCAACCAACAAACAACCAACCAACAGACCAGCAGACCAACCGACAAACCAAGCAGCAGACCAGCAGACCAACCAACAGACCAACCAACAAACCAACCAACAGACCAACCAACAGACCAGCAGACCAACCAACAAACCAAGCAACAGACCAGCAGACCAACCAACAGACCAGCAGACAAACCAACAAACCAAGCAACAGACCAGCAGACCAACCAACAGACCAGCAGACAAACCAACAAACCAAGCAACAGACCAGCAGACCAACCAACAAACCAAGCAACAGACCAGCAGACCAACCAACAGACCAGCAGACAAACCAGCAGACCAACCAACAGACCGACCAACAACCGACCAAUAG
This is a messenger RNA of Centropristis striata (black sea bass), 1846 nucleotides long. RefSeq names its product probable G-protein coupled receptor 152. Gene Ontology annotation, biological process: G protein-coupled receptor signaling pathway. NCBI's taxonomy places the organism in Eukaryota, Metazoa, Chordata, Actinopteri, Perciformes, Serranidae. The transcript is spliced from 5 exons. The coding region runs from base 14 to 1846 and encodes 610 amino acids. Gene Ontology annotation, cellular component: membrane. Gene Ontology annotation, molecular function: G protein-coupled receptor activity. The record is from RefSeq and is a predicted model, not a curated record.